Molecule: messenger RNA, 900 nt
Organism: Argentina anserina (silverweed cinquefoil)
Lineage: Eukaryota; Viridiplantae; Streptophyta; Magnoliopsida; Rosales; Rosaceae
Product: auxin-responsive protein IAA31-like
Exons: 3
Coding region: 105-758 (217 amino acids)
Biological process (GO): regulation of DNA-templated transcription
Cellular component (GO): nucleus
Molecular function (GO): protein binding
Source: RefSeq, a predicted model, not a curated record
CUCUCUCUCUUUCUCAAAGCCUCAAAGUCUCACUUUAGCUUCCAUAUUAUAUUGAGCAAUCUUUGUUUUGUUCUUGUUGGAGUUUUACUAGCUAAGCCACUACAAUGGAGCUUCAACUGGGUCUCGCUCUUCCGACCAAUAACAGUUUUCCAGUCAAAGGCGGCCUCGACUUGAACAUCAACGACUUUCUCCACAACCCUUCCGGCAGCAACAAGAACAAGAAGCGUAGUUUCGACCAAGCUUUAGAGCCCAGCAAUGCCUCAGCUGGCGUGCCUCGAACGCUGCCUUGGUUGCUUUGGAACAACCAACAACCAAACGACGACGACGACGACGAUGAAGAUGACACCGAACACAGUUCCCCUUACAUCAUCAUGACCAAAAAUGAGGAAGAUGGAGUGGUGGGUUGGCCGCCCGUUAAUUCGUGGAGGAAGGAGACUUUCUUUCACAUCCACGGCGACGGCGGUGUUCGUCGUCGAACGGUGAGGGUUAAUGGCGGUGGCUCGACGUUUGUGAAGGUAAAGAUGGAGGGAGUAGGGAUAGCAAGAAAGAUCGACUUGAGCCAACACCAGAAUUUCCAAACACUCCUAACAACAUUGAUGCACAUGUUUGACAAAAGUGAGAUGGAUUCAAACAAUUAUAAACUCGCUUAUCAAGACCGGGAGGGAGACUGGCUUCUUGCUCAUGGUCAAGAUGUGCCUUGGAGAAAUUUCGUGCGGUCUGUGCAACGCCUGAAAUUGAUUAAGAGGGGAAACGAAUGAAGGAUUAAUUAGAGAACUACUUUGGGGAUCGAAUCAUCAAAAUUGAAUAUUUUGGUCUAGCGUUAGCUAAGCUAGGUAGUACAUGGAAUCGAGGAACUGAUGUAAAAUAUAGUUCAUGCAGAGCUAGAGGAUUGAGGAUUAU